AUGGGCUCGGACAUCUGGGUCGGCCCUUGGCGGCCCCACCGGCCCCGCGGCCCCAUCGCAGCGCUCUACAGGGGCCCAGGGCCCAAAUACAAGCUGCCACCGAACACCGGCUACAUGCUGCACGACCCGUCGCGGCCCCGCGCUCCGGCCUUCUCCUUCGGCGCGCGCCUCCCCACGCAGCAGACUUCUUGCGGCCCGGGGCCCGGCCACCUGGUUCCUGCUCGCAUGACCGUGCGCGGCCCCGACGGCACCCCCGCCUACUCCAUCUACGGCCGCCCCCGCCACGCAGCGCCCCUCCUCACUCCCGGACCCGGCACAUACUUCCCUGAGCGAGCUGGGAACGCGACGUACCCCUCUGCGCCUCGGCAUACCAUCGCUCCCCGAAACUGGGGCAUCCCUGAGGAGCAGCAGACCCCAGGCCCUGGGACCUACAAUGUGCCCUCGCUCUUGGGUCCGCGCGUCAUUGGUAAAGUCUCGGCCCCAACUUACUCCAUCUAUGGCCGCAGCGCAGUGGGCAGCUUCUUCGAGGACCUCAGCAAGACCCCGGGCCCCUGCGCCUACCACGUGGUGAACACUGGGAUCUACAAGUCUCGGGCCCCCCAGUUCUCGAUGCUGGCGCGGACUUCGCUCCCCCAAGACAACACCCUGAAUCCGGGACCCGCAGCCUACAAUGUGGACCAGGUGGUCUGGAGUCCCGGGCCAAGGCACCGGAAGCCUCGCGGCUGCAGCUUCGGGAUCCGGCACUCGGACUACCUUGCCUGGGUCCUGACCAAUGCAGAUGAUUGA
This is a messenger RNA of Mirounga angustirostris (Northern elephant seal), 786 nucleotides long. It is a transcript of the gene CIMAP1B, whose product is annotated as ciliary microtubule associated protein 1B. The record is from RefSeq and is a predicted model, not a curated record. Bases 1 to 786 code for a protein of 261 amino acids. Gene Ontology annotation, cellular component: cytoskeleton. The transcript is spliced from 6 exons. Lineage: Eukaryota; Metazoa; Chordata; Mammalia; Carnivora; Phocidae.